CGCGUACCGUGACGUAUAAUGUGUUGUUGUGUUGGCGAUUAUGUGGCUUUGUGACUUCAGUAAAUUGUAUACGUAUAUUUGUGUAAUGCAGUUUCCGCGGACGUUACUCGUGAGGCCACCAUCGAAUAUUUAAUCGAUCGAAUCGUGGUUGUUGACGACUAACAAUGUAUAAUAGCUAACAUACAAGAUUCUAAGGAGCUGGACGUGGUAAGGGUGUGUUGCAAAGUUGCGUCUAUACCACGUGGGUAGCUUGUCCGGGGAUCGGUGACAUCAUGACCGCCCAUGAUGACUCGAAGGCGCACGAGUUCUGCAAGAACGACGCGGUGGUGAAGCGCAAGAAGAUGCCGCAGCAGAUUCCGGACGAUAGCCAUGACACGUGGAAAACCAUGAGCAUCGUGCCUAAAGCCAAGUUCGUAUUGAAGAAUUGCACGAUAGAGCCGAUGUUCGGGUGUUACAUCAUGACCAGCGUGCUGACGUCCAUGUGCACGCAAAACCUGAACCUACAGAAAGCGUGCCGGGUGAACCUGAUGCUGAAUGACACCGUCUGCUCAGCGCUGGAGACACAGAACUCGAAGGACUACGGAAAAGAGGAGGUCAGGGUUCAGGAGCUGGUGGCCGACAUGAUGAUAUGGAAGACGUUGGUGCAAAGCAGCAUACCGGCCGUAUUGAUAAUGUUCGUCGGCUCGUGGAGCGACCGGAACUGCAGGCGCAAACCGUGCAUGAUGAUGCCAAUCGUGGGCGAAUUGCUCACCAGCCUCGGCCUGUUGGUCUGCACGUAUUACUUUUACGAGAUGCCCGUGGGCAUCGUUGGGCUGGUGGAGUGUUUACCGCCGGCCAUGACCGGUGGAUGGAUGACAAUGGACAUGGCAGUGUUCAGCUACAUAGGCGACGUGUCUUCGGUGAAAUAUCGUACUCUGAGAAUUGGUAUUGCUAACGUCUUUUAUUCCGUGUCUGUACCCAUCGGUACUGCGCUGUCUGGCAUAUUGUUUCAAAAAUUCAGAUUUUAUGGCGUGUACAUCAUAGCAACGGUACUAUAUGUAUUCGCCAUUACUUAUGGUAUGGUUUUCAUUAAGGAAUCAAAGCCAGAACAUUUGGCGCAGUGCGAUCAACCACCCAAAGUCACAUCCUAUUUUAAUUUGAUCAAGGACUUUUUUGACUUGAGCAAUAUUAAGGAAGCCAUUGUAGUGACAUUUAAGAAAGGGCAGCACAAUAAAAGACUGAGGAUAAUUUUUCUAAUGAUUAUCGUCUUCGUCGUAACUGGUCCUUUAUAUGGUGAAAUAUCAAUGAUGUACAUGUUUACACGUGUGAAAUUCGGUUGGACCGAAAUGGACUAUAGUCUGUUUUCCACAUAUGCAAUGAUCACCAAUCUUUUGGGUACAAUAUUUUCUGUAGGCGUGUUCAGUCACAUAUUGGAAAUCGACGAUGCCUUAAUCGGAGUAAUGUCGUGUAUAAGCAAAAUAUUGGCCGGAUUCGUUUAUGCAUAUGCUCCCACUGAUUUUGUAUUUUACUUAGCACCACUUUUUGAAAUCAUAAACGGUACUUCAUUUAUUGCUAUGAGAUCAAUAAUAUCCAAACUCGUACCGUCAGAUGAACUAGGAAAAGUGAAUUCUAUAUUCGGCGUUUGUGAAGCUUUAGUUCCAUUGUUGUAUGGACCGAUGUAUAGUGCUGUAUAUAAAGCAACACUAAAAACAUUUCCAGGAGCAUUUUUUUUACUCGGAGGCGUGUUAACUGCACCUGCAGCAAUAAUAUUUCUAUGGAUGUACUACGAUAAUAAAAAUGAACAGAAGUUACAAGACACUGCGAUCAAAAAUCAAGAAAUGUGUUCCGAAGGACUAUAGAAGAAAAAUAUACGUGUAUAAUUGAUUAGAUUAAUAGACACAUGUUCCAGAAAUCCGGAGUAAAAAAAAAAAAAAGUUUUAUACUUUGAAAUGGACAGAAUAAAAUUAAAGGAAUGAGUACAUAUUAAAAAAAAAGCCUAUGGACCAAUAAAGUUCAAGGAUAUCAUGCUUGUUAUAUGUUAUAUGCUAAUUACAAUCAAUAUCAAUUGAUGAAA
Molecule: messenger RNA, 2053 nt
Organism: Sipha flava (yellow sugarcane aphid)
Lineage: Eukaryota; Metazoa; Arthropoda; Insecta; Hemiptera; Aphididae
Product: solute carrier family 46 member 3-like
Exons: 8
Coding region: 273-1838 (521 amino acids)
Biological process (GO): transmembrane transport
Cellular component (GO): membrane
Molecular function (GO): transmembrane transporter activity
Source: RefSeq, a predicted model, not a curated record